Lepisosteus oculatus (spotted gar) is the source of this 3415-nucleotide messenger RNA. It is a transcript of the gene lrrc45, whose product is annotated as leucine rich repeat containing 45. Lineage: Eukaryota; Metazoa; Chordata; Actinopteri; Semionotiformes; Lepisosteidae. Gene Ontology annotation, cellular component: centrosome. The record is from RefSeq and is a predicted model, not a curated record. Gene Ontology annotation, molecular function: protein binding.
UCCUCCACUCCGCUUCCUGGUUACCUCGUACAAACUGUCAACGAGUCACUUGCUGCAAGUAACUGAAAUCUAAAUAAGCGAAUUUGCAUCUAUCAAAGAGUUCUGUAAUAGUUCAUAAGGUUAUAAAUUUAAGAAAAAAUGAUAAGCAGCUGAUAUGCAUUUUAUCUGGUGCUCAGCUGAGUAAAGUGGUGGAAGAGCAGAGGGGGGCAGAUGGAGGAUUUUCGCCGCGCGUUCCUGCUCCUGUGCAAGGAGGGCGGCGUGGAGCCUCAGGAGUCGGUGGUCAGGCAGCUGCAGGAAGUCCGGGGGGCGGCGGGCAGCACGAGGCUGGACCUGGCCGGAAACAGCCUCACGACAGACACCUGCGCCGUGCUGGCAAAGGUGCUCCGCCACGAUGUCCUCUUCACGGAGCUGGUGCUCAGCGACUGCAUGCUCAGCGAGGAAGGUGCCAAGCUGCUGUUGCAUGGUCUGUGUUCCAACACAACGGUUAAAGUGCUGGAUCUCAAGGGCAACAACAUGAGAGCAACAGGAUCAGAAGCUCUGGGGAAGUUACUGGCACAAAACAAGUCACUGCGCAGGCUGGUUCUAGAGUGGAAUGCCCUGGGGAUGUGGAAUGAAGCAUUCUCAAUAUUCUGUGAGGGGCUCGGCUCCAAUGGCUGUCUGAAACAGCUUGACCUGCGCAACAACCAGAUCAAUCACCAGGGGGCAGCAGAGCUAGCCUUGGCUCUGAAGCGAAACAGCACGCUACAGGAGCUUGAUCUGCGGUGGAACAAUAUUGGACUCCUGGGGGGACGCUCUCUACUGGAGUCGUUGCAGCACAACAAAACACUUCUACAGCUGGAGAUGGCAGGAAACAACAUUCCCAGCGACACUCUAAAAGCUGUUGAGCAGUCCACAGGCCAUAACACGGACCGGCAGUCCACUCUGAGAGAGGCUCGCAGCAGGACCCAGGUGCUCACCAAGGAGAUCCAGAAUCUGAAAGAUGAGAAGGGCCAGCAGGCACUUAAUAUACUGUCAUUGUGCCAUCAGGCCCACCUGAGAGGAAUGAACAGUUCUUUCUUAAGCCUGAUGGAGACAAUUGAUAAGCAACGAGAUGAAAUGGGCAGACACAGCAGGACUUCUGCAUUACAUGUCAGUCAAUUACAAGAAGCCUUGAAUGAAAGGAAGUCUGCGUUGAAUUCUCUCAAAGCCAAACUCCAGAUGACUGAGGCUGCUCUGGCUCUAUCAGAGCAGAAGUCACAUGACCUGGGAGAGCUGGUUGGCCGGAUGCAAAUGGAGAAUUUGGAGCUGAAGGAACGUCAUUCCCGUGAACUGAAGAAAGAGCAAGAGGAAAAUGUUUUAAGAGAAGGAAAACGUCUUCGUGAGGUGCACUCUGUGACCGAGAAGAACCUUCAACUGAAAAACAAGGUGGAGGAGCUGGAGCGCAGGUGUAAGGCCCAGCAGGAUCAAAUCUUCGAACUCAAACAGGAGCUAACCAACAUGAGUGCUGAGCUCAAACUGCGUCUGGCACAGGCAGAGGAGCGACUGGGCAUGGAGAAGAAACGGUCAAAGCAGGCUCAGGACGAUCUGGACAAUCUGCAUAAAAAAGAGGUGGAUCACCUGAAUAGACACCUGGAGGAGACUGAGAGGACACUGCAGGACAGGGUUCAGAAACUAGAUGCUCUGCGCAUUCAGUUAGAAGAGGAACUGAGUCGUGUGAAAGCGGCCUGCGUGUCCGAGAGAGCGCUGGCCGACGAGGAGCUGGGCAAGGUGCGCACUCAGGUGCGGCUGGAGGAGCAACAGCGGCUGAGCGCUGUGGAGGAGAAGUUGCGGGCCCUGCGUCAGUCGCGGGAUGAGGCCCAGGGGCUCUGUGCCCAACAGAAACAGACCGCGGCAGAGCUGCAGGCCAAGAACAGCCAGCUGGCCCUGGAAAUGGAUGGGCUGAGGAGGAGGAUUGAGGAGCUGCAGCAGGAGCUGACAGGAAAAGAGCAGGAAAAGGUGGCGGAAGUAAGCCGUGUGCGGGUGGAGCUGCAGGAGCAGAUUGGACACCUGCAGGCCGAGAGGACCACCCAGGCGGGGCUGAAGGAAAAAAUUGCCGCCCUGGAGCGGGAGAUGAAAGUGAUAGCAAGCCGCCACCGAGAGGCGCUUUUGGAUAAAGAGAGUGAGAUCGCCUCCCUGCUGGAAAAGCUGAGGCUGCGGGACGCGGAGAUCCAGCGGAUCCGCGACGACGAGGCUCAGCGGGCCAGCUUCCUGCAGAACGCCAUUCUCACAUAUGUGCAGGGCUCUUCGCUGAGCAGCUACUGCCCCAAGAAGUAGAACCGCUGCCCCCACAUGAGACCUCCCAGGCAGUAGUGUCCUGCUGAUCUGCAGAAUGAGCAGGUCUCCAUGGGAAGUGCAAGGACAGCUGUGAAAGAGGGACACUCCAGGAGGCAGGAUUCCAUCAAAGAUGGAGCAUUUAAAACAAGCUCAGCUGUUCUGUAAGCUUGCGCAACACAGGGCUCUAGCAAUAAAAAAAUGGCUUUUUCAUUAUCAGGUCACUAUCUGAUUUCUGUUGUGCUACACUUAACUCAACAGAAGAUUUCGCUCUCGGUUUGAGUUUGUGACUGGCUGAGCAAUAUUUGGUUCAAGAUGGUUGCUAAUGCCAAUAUUGACCCACUGCACAGUUCUAGUCUGGUUUGAUUCAACUGAUGGGCAGGGAAAAAUCAAAGAGGAAUGUCUGCUGAUAAGCAAUGGGAUUUUAUUUCUACACGUUUUAUUUAAUACCUGGUGCUGAAUACGGUUAUUUACUGUAUGUGCAUAGCAUACGUUUUGUUUGAUAACAGUAUAUCUUCUUAAUUAGCCAAUCAUUGCCUUCUUUUUACAACUGUUUCAUUUUCAGCAGUGAUAUGUACAAUUAUGCAGAUCUGUUUUCAUCUUAUUUCCUUGUUGCAGAAUAAAGUAAGAAUUGACUAGGAAUUGACUUCAUGAAAAGUUCAUCCGAGACCAUUUUGAUUCCAGCCUUAACUUUAAUGUAUUUUAUGGACAGAAGUUUUUAUGUUUUAAUUUUUGACAGUAUUAUUUGGCUUUGCAUUCCUAUUACAUACAGUAUGUAUGUCAUUUUGAGUCUGUUUAAAAAAUGAUAUCCCAAUCUGUAUACAAUUUGUGCUAUUGUUUAACAGUGCAACCAAUACAGGGUCUUCAAUGGAUGUAGGAUGAAAAUAUUUUAUCAACACUUUUUCAUGCUGUUAAGUACUUGUACUGUAUCAUUUCUACAAUCACAAAAUAGAUUCCUGCUUUUUUUAAAAAAAUGUAAAUGAAUUGUAUAUGUCUUAACUAUAUAUUUUUCUAGACUUUUUCAAGUUUUGUAUAUUUUACAAUUAAAUCAUUUUUUGAGUUUAAAAGGGUUUCGCAACGUACUGAUGGCCAGGCAGGGAAGGCACAAUUCAGAAAUAAAGGUGUA